UCUCUCCUCUUCAGUCCUGCCUGCCUGUCAGAAAGGUACUCCAGUGUUGGAGGCUAGGCUACCCUCCUCCCGGACCCCGUACGAGAGCCAGCCGCCGUCGUACCCCAAGGCUCGGGCUCCCCCUCUCACGGCUCCGACCAUGGCAACCACCGCUACUUCCACCCGGUUUACCGACGAGUACCAGCUGUAUGAGGAGCUCGGGAAGGGAGCUUUUUCAGUGGUGCGUAGGUGUGUAAAGAAGUCAUCAGGACAGGAAUAUGCUGCAAAAAUCAUCAACACUAAGAAGCUGUCUGCAAGAGACCAUCAGAAGCUUGAGAGAGAGGCUCGUAUCUGCCGUCUGCUGAAGCAUCCCAACAUCGUGAGACUCCAUGACAGCAUUUCAGAGGAAGGCUUUCAUUACCUAGUCUUUGACCUGGUGACAGGAGGAGAGCUUUUUGAAGACAUUGUAGCCAGGGAGUACUACAGCGAAGCUGAUGCCAGUCAUUGCAUUAGUCAGAUCUUGGAGAGUGUCAAUCAUAUCCACCAGCAUGAUAUUGUGCACAGAGACCUCAAGCCUGAAAACCUGUUGUUGGCCAGUAAGAUGAAGGGAGCUGCAGUGAAGCUGGCAGACUUUGGCCUUGCUAUUGAAGUACAGGGAGACCAGCAGGCUUGGUUUGGGUUUGCGGGCACCCCUGGCUAUCUCUCGCCUGAAGUCCUGAGGAAGGACCCCUACGGCAAGCCUGUGGACAUAUGGGCUUGUGGUGUUAUUCUCUAUAUCUUGUUAGUGGGAUAUCCUCCAUUCUGGGAUGAAGAUCAGCACAAACUCUAUCAGCAGAUCAAAGCUGGGGCAUAUGAUUUCCCCUCCCCAGAGUGGGACACAGUGACUCCAGAGGCAAAGAAUCUGAUCAACCAGAUGUUGACCAUCAAUCCAGCCAAGAGAAUCACUGCUGAACAGGCCCUCAAACACCCAUGGGUCUGCCACCGUUCUACAGUGGCAUCCAUGAUGCACAGACAGGAAACUGUCGAGUGUCUCCGCAAGUUCAAUGCUCGCCGAAAACUCAAGGGAGCCAUUCUCACCACCAUGCUGGUGUCCAGAAACUUCUCAGUGGGCCGGCAGCAUACCAACUCUGCUGCUGCCGCCUCCUCCACGGCCUCACUGGCUCAGGAAGCAUGCAAAAGUUUACUCAACAAGAAGUCAGACUCUGCUAAGCCUUCUACCAACAACAGUAAGAACAGUAUAGUGAGCGCCAUCAAUGCCCUGAAAGACACCAACAUGGCAACCAACGCCCAGAUGGAAUCGCAGAGCACAGUGGUGCACAACCCUCCCGAUGGAGUCAAGGGAUCAACGGAGAGCAACGCCACCAACGAUGAGGAGGAAAUGAAAGGUAGGAAAGCGGACAGUUCGGCGCUGAGUCAGAGCAGCGCCACAGAGGAGAUGCCCCCACUUCUGCCCUCACCUCAAAGCUCACCUGCCAUUCCACCGCAUGACGUAAAGCGCAUGGCAUGGAACAGCACAGGCAACAGCUCCUGCCCCGAGUCUGAGCUCUCACAGUCCUCCAUGCCCGCCGCUCCACUAGGGAGCAACACUGUCGCUGCUAAAAGCAACACUAAGCAGACUCGUAAACAGGAGAUUAUCAAGAUAACGGAGCAGCUGAUUGAAGCGAUCAACAAUGGAGAUUUCGAUGCCUACACGAGGAUUUGUGAUCCAGGACUCACCUCCUUUGAACCCGAGGCCCUGGGGAAUCUGGUUGAGGGCAUGGACUUCCACAAGUUCUACUUUGAAAACUUGCUGAGCAAGAACAGCAAGCCCGUGCACACCACCCUGCUCAACCCGCACGUGCACCUGAUCGGCGAGGAUGCGGCGUGCAUCGCCUACAUCCGGCUCACACAGUUUGUGGACUCCACGGGCCACCCUCGUUCCAGCCAAUCGGAGGAGACCAGGGUGUGGCAUCGUCGCGAUGGCAAGUGGCUCAAUGUUCACUUCCACUGCUCAGGAGCGCCUGCUGCACCACUACAGUGAUCAGUGGUCCUGAGCCUCCAGUCUACUGGAGUGUGUGUUUUGGGGGGCAGUUUUUUUCAGCAAGCGUGUUUAAGAGGCACGUCCUCUGCGUGGAUUGGCUAGUGCCAGGAGCCCGGCCGGGCGAGAUCGCAUCCCUCUCCACGAUACCAACCAAUCCUGUCCCUCCUUUGACCUGCUGGGGGCCGGCUGAACACAAGACACCGCCCCCAUGGGAUGAUGCAUGCAUCUGGCGCCUGAUUGGAGGGCGCGUCUUUGCCCUCUAUCCCUCCCCUGGCAGCCAUCUUUUUUCUGCCCGCGCGAGAUGAGACGUCCUGGGGGAGGAGAGGAUUUACAGUUGAACUUGUGACAGUUUAUGAGUAUGAGUUAUGAAUAUACUGUGUAAAUUAUGACUAGAUGUACCAGAAACCACCAAAACCCAACCAAGCAUUUAUAUUCACUAUCUAAUAAGGGAGGAACAGAGAGGAGUGUGAAGUUAGCAGCUGAGAUUUUGGACACAUUUUUGGCAUUCUGGGGUUUACCGGGUAGAAAGUGUUGCACUCGUUACCCGGACGUUGAUGUAAAGAUGUAGGGAGAUUUUCCCCAACUGAAUUAUAGAGGGAAAGAAAUCAAGUCGGCUCAGUCAGAGAACGUGAUGGCGAGAGAAACUUGAUAUCAAAAAACAUGAAGCACCAAAGUGUAGAACUUUAGGCUUUUUAUGUGUUUAUGUGUUUUCGUUUGUGUGCUUGUUUUCCGACACAAUGGAAAAUUGUGUUGUCGUGGGACGGGUUUCUGAGUUGAGGUUACGUGUUCUGUUGUGUUUUUAGCGUCCUGUUCCCUUUGCGUUCCUGUGAAUAAGCGGAGCCUUUUUUCGUUGGGUUUUUUUUUUUUUUUUUUUUUUUUGUUUCCGUUUUUUUUAUUUGUCUGACGGAUCCUACAUUCGAGGCUCCUUUUAUAAAACAGCUGAGUUUUUAAAAAAGAGGGAUUUUACUGUGCAAGUUCAAAGCUAACCUGCGCGUGCUAACACGUUCUGUUGUGUCUGUAUGCAUUGGAGGGAGAGAGUGGGCCGGUAAAGGCGUCUGCGUUUUGCAUGUUUGCCCGCCGCCUCUCCCUCAUUCACCCCUUCCUGCUCCCUCUCCCUUUUCCUCUCUCUUCAACCAUUCCCUCUUUUAACCUUCCCUCCAACUCCUUAUCUCUGCUUUCUGCAAGGGCCUGGUUUGUUUAUAAUCACUGUGUAAAUACAGUGUGUGUAUAGAUAUAUGUAGAAAAGUGUAAUAUAUGUACAUGUAUCUAAGAGACACUCAUCCUGUGUAUCUGGGUAUAGGCACCACCCCAUGACCUCUGUGACCACCGAUCUAGUUUAGGAGGAACAUUUUCCUCACAGAUUUCAAUUUGUUGUAACUCUCCUCCUUUAAAUACUUCCUUAAGAUAUUGGUAGCUCUCGAUUAUUCACAACAAACAUGGAUACACACACUCGUGUAGGCUACUGGCUCUAGUCCCAUGGCCGUAAGACUGUUUUUGGAGAUGGGGAACAUAAGAAAUAACAGCUUGAAAAUAGUUUGACCCGAACAACUAUGAGUUUUUAAACAUGAAAACCUUCAUCAUAGUUUCCUUAACUCCUGAUCCCACAAUGCUGUGAGCCGUCUCUUCAUAUCAUAUGCACACACACACACACGCCUGGUGUUGUGUUUAGGCUUUGUAACAUAUCCGCAGCACUACUGUGUGACCACAGCACCACCCUUGCUGUGCUGCUUAAUUGUCUCCAUCCAUCCGCAGCAGUCGUAUCCCCCGCCCCGCCCCGCUCCGAUAUCUCCCCCACCCCCACCCCGGUGUACCGACAAGUCCCUGCUCUUGAGAUGUUUAGUUGUACCUCUCUCUGUUGUUUCUCUGUUCCUGUGUUACUGGUUUGAGUUUUUUUGUUGUCGUCGCUGUUGCUGUUAACUUUGUCGUUUGGUAAUUUGCCGAUCUGCCAAGCUGGAGUUCUGCACUCUCCCUCGCACACAGAAAAAACAAAAAAAAAAAGAAAAGGGAAAAAUGGAGAAAGAAAUACAACACAAAAUUACAGAUUUAAUGAUCAUAGAUUGAUCAGGACUAAAUUAUUUAUUAAUGUAAUCUGCCCUUGGUGGUUUUAAAUCGUGCCUGCUCAAUGGAGAGGAGUUUUGAAAGCCAGAGAGAGAGAUAGAGAGAGAGAGAGUUGGUGUGGAUGUGCAGGUUUUUGUGACCUACACUGUUGAACCAGAGCGGGAGACCUAGUUAUAUGCAUGUUUCAGUUACGCAUUUCUACCAUGUACCUACCUGAAUAAGGAUGGAGCCUAGUGUUAAUAUAUGAUAUUUGCAUCUUUUGAAAUAAGAAUUUCCUCCAUCCAGAAUGUUGAAUAGGUGACAUGAAAACUAUUUAAACAAAAAAAAAAGAGCAAAAAAAAAAAAAAAAAAGCAAAAUUUUUAAAAAAAGGAUUCAGGAGCCGUAGCUUGGUAUGAGGCCCUCGAUGUUAGCGUUUUCCCUGCGUUGUAAUGAUAUACUAUUGGGCUGCGCUUUCUCCCCCAGCCUUCACGUGGAUGCUGGAGUUUUUUUGCAUGAUCAUGAUGUACAAUGAAAUACAACCAUGAAUUGACGACUAUCAAGUGUUUGUCUGAGUGUUAGUUGGUCUUCAUCAUAGCUUUGUUAUUCUUCAAACUUGGAUCUUGAAAGUAUUUAAUAAAAAUACUAUUUCAGCACUG
This is a messenger RNA of Toxotes jaculatrix (banded archerfish), 4693 nucleotides long. RefSeq names its product calcium/calmodulin-dependent protein kinase type II subunit gamma-like. The record is from RefSeq and is a predicted model, not a curated record. The transcript has 23 exons. Gene Ontology annotation, cellular component: cytoplasm; neuron projection. Gene Ontology annotation, molecular function: calmodulin binding; ATP binding; calcium/calmodulin-dependent protein kinase activity. Lineage: Eukaryota; Metazoa; Chordata; Actinopteri; Toxotidae. The coding region runs from base 140 to 1999 and encodes 619 amino acids. Gene Ontology annotation, biological process: protein phosphorylation.